Messenger RNA from Scleropages formosus (Asian bonytongue), 4031 nucleotides. RefSeq names its product serine/threonine-protein phosphatase 1 regulatory subunit 10-like. Gene Ontology annotation, cellular component: nucleus; chromatin; PTW/PP1 phosphatase complex. The transcript is spliced from 18 exons. Bases 1172 to 3589 code for a protein of 805 amino acids. Lineage: Eukaryota; Metazoa; Chordata; Actinopteri; Osteoglossiformes; Osteoglossidae. Gene Ontology annotation, molecular function: metal ion binding; protein phosphatase 1 binding. The record is from RefSeq and is a predicted model, not a curated record.
UUAUGAUUUCUCUGUUACAGGUCUUAUACAUUUUUUUUCUUGAAGAUGGAUCUGCGAGGACAGUGAAGACAAAGCUGCCUUUUUGCUCCCUCCAUUUUAUGGACGUUUUUUUUAUGACUUUUUGUAUCCACAUUUUGUUCCUGAAGGACAAGCUUGCCUUGAUCAAAAACCCGCCCAUAAAUGGCAAAAAAGCCAAUUUUGAAGUAACAAGUUCGCUUAAUAUGAUUCAGCCAGAUGGUUAGAUAAUCAUGAGCUUAUUAGCUAAUUAGAUUGUGCUCUAAAAACAGCAAAUAUUAGCUGUUAAUACAAUUCAUUUUACCAGAGACGUGGAAAGGAGAUACUGAUAGUAAGUGUCGGAUUUUCAAAGACAUCUAAAAUAUAAUGCAUCGUAUCAACCAGCCACCUUGUUUUUUAUGGAUGUUCUAUAUAAGACAUAUAGCCAUCUAGCUUGCAAUAAGUAUAAAUAUGAAUAUAGAUGGUCUAUAAUUUGCAGUCUGGAUGAAAUGAAAUGUGACCAUCGGAUACUGUAAUUUAUGAGCUCACACAAUGAAGACGUCGAGGCUGGUCGUUCAUAACGGUAAAAAGCUCGGCGUCUUCGUGUGUGAGACGGCUGUACGUAUUACAGAAUGGCUUAGCUAGUUAGCUAUAAGCAAUCUGCCCAUAAAGAUUGCCUCACAUUCAGACAGGAAUUUGUGUCGUUUUGUCAAAGCCUCCGGAAUCUUUCCCUAAGGUCCCGGCAGAUCCACAGCCUACACUGAAAGGUUUCUUUUUCCUCGAAGAGCCUUUGCUGGAUGCCUUGUAAUGAAUGGAAAAAUGAUACGUCAACUAGGAGCUCUGUUCCAAAGCAGCUGGCUAGCUAGCUAAUGUCAAGUGCGAGUCUUCGCUAGCCGAAACUAAUAAGAUAUUAUUAACGUCGGAAGAACAAUCCAAUAAAACAGCAAUCUGACGAUAAAGAUUGCAAAACUGCGUUUGUGUGAGUGAGAGGGAUGGUAAUAUUAUUUGUCGGGAGUGAGCGGCGGUCUCAAAAUGGCGGUCGAGCUGUUGUUUUCGUCGGGGUCGCACAAGGCGCGAGACGGGCUGAAACAAAAUGACGGAAAGUGUGCGCUCGAGCGCCCGCGCGAGCCGUUGAUCACCGACUCCGAACAGCGCGACGCGACCGCCACGAAAAUGAAUGGGGCCUGUGGAUCCACGGGAGGUGCUGAAGGGAGUGGAGAGCCUCCUGGGGAAGGAGGGAGAACUUCGCAGCCCGGAGGGGGUCACCAAAGUAUUCAGUUUAAUGAAAACUUCCCAGAAGAUGGUCAGUCGAUGCAUGUAUCUCAAUAUCUUACUCCAGACCAAAUCUCACGAUGUCCUGAUCAGGUUUAUCCGAGUGGGGGGCUACAAGCUGCUGAAUGGAUGGCUGACGUACUCCAAAACAACCACCAACACCCCCCUGCUGCAGCUCAUCCUGCUCACACUGCAAAAGCUUCCCCUCACAGUGGACCACCUCAAACAGAACAAUACGGCCAAACUGGUCAAGCAGCUCAGCAAAAGUGGAGAAACUGAAGAGUUAAGGAAGCUGGCGACCGUGUUGGUGGAUGGUUGGAUGGCGAUCAUCCGUUCCCAGGGCGUUGCUGCUUCCAGUGGGGUGUACUCUUCAGACAAGAAGAGGAGGAAAGAGGAAGGGAAAUUCAAGGGUGGGGAGCCAAAAGGGGAUGUAGGGAAGUCAGGGGAGGAGGAGAAGAAGCGAGAGAAACCCAAGGCACAUGCCCCCAGCCAUGCCAAGUUCCGCUCUACAGGUCUAGAAGUGGACACACCUGCCCCACUACCAGCCAAGAAACCGCCACCCAUCCCUCAGCUAGGAGACAAAUACAGCAUCAAGCCUGUGGUUCUCAAGAGACCCAGUACUUCAACAUCAGACGCCCCCUUAGUGGAGAAGAAGUACAAGCCCCUGAACACGACGCCCAACUCCACUAAAGAGAUUAAAGUCAAGAUCAUCCCAGCACAACCCAUGGAGUGUACGGGUUUCCUGGAUGCUUUAAACUCAGCCCCAGUUCCUGGCUUUAAGAUCAAGAAAAAGAAAAAAGUCCUCUCACCAACGUCAAACAAGUCCUGCCCAUUGGAUAGCAAGACCCUUUACCCAUCAUCUCAGAACAAACCUUCGUCCCCUGACCAAUCUGCCUCUCAGACGCCACCUCAUGACCCCCCAGACCUGGAGCAGCCCGGGACUCCCGUGCCCAGUGAUGACACUGAGGCCAUGGAGGCUGGGGAGAAGCCGAACUCGCUCUCUGAGCCUCAAGGAGAGGAGGAGAGUGAUCUCACUAAGAAAGGGAAGAAGAGGAAGACUGUUCGCUGGGCAGAGGAGACGCGACUUAAGGAGUAUUUCUACUUCGACUUGGAUGAGACUGAGAGAGUGAAUGUCAACAAGAUCAAAGACUUUGGGGAGGCGGCCCGGCGGGAGCUGAUGAUGGACAGGCAUGCUUUUGAGACGGCUCGGCGUCUCUCCCAUGACGCCAUGGAGGAGAAGGUGGCCUGGACAUUGCCACGACCGCUGACCUUGUCUGGUUGCCUGGUGUCCCCUGGGGCCAACAGCAGUGAGAAGCACACUCAGAAGGACCGUGAGAUGGGCAUCCUGCAGGAGAUCUUCCUCAACAAAGAAAGUGUCCCUGACAGUCCCCAGGAGCCAGACCCCGAGCCCUACGAACCCACAGCCCCUCGUCUCAUACCCCUGGAUGAGCAGGACAGCACAACGCUGGAGGACAGCUACAUGGAGGCUGAGGAUACCCCAGCCUCUUCUAGCCACACCACUGGCCCCAUGGAGGGCUCCAAACUGCCGCCGGUCCUGGCCAACUUGAUGGGCAGCAUGGGAGGUCCCCAGCAGCACGGGACUGCAGGCGUCAAUGUGCAGGAGCUACUCAGCUCCCUAAUGGGUGCCCAGAAUAACCAGUCUCCCGAGGACCUGAUGAAGCAGCCCAACUUCUCUGAGAAGAUCAAACAGCUGCUUGGUUCGCUUCAGCAGAGCCAGCCCCAGGCCCCACCUGCAGGACCCCCUCCAGUGAGUACAGGCUUGCUUGGUCAUGGUCCCGGAAUGCACAUGAAUACCAACAUGAACAUGAACAUGAACAUGAACAUGAACGCCAAUGGCAACAUGAACAGGAACACGACUAUGCCCAUGAAUGGAGGCUACCCCCCGAACAACCCACCCUCCGGACCGCCCCACUACCCCCGGCCCCCCCCACCCCGUAGCCACGGUCCCCCCUUCCCCGGCGGAGGCCCCAGGAUGACGGGCCCGCCACCGCCACCGGCCCGUGGAGGAGACGGCGGGGGCUACUGGGGUGACGAGCCCGUGAGAGGAGGUCCCCACCGAGGAGGCGGGGGAGGCCAUUUUCACCGUGGCAGAGGGGGACGCGGAGGAGACCCGGGCUUUCGAGGCCGGGGUGGACGAGGGGGUGGCGGUGGGGGGCCACAGCAAGACUUCAGGGGCAGAGGACGUGGAGGAGACAUGUCUAAGCGUCCAGUCUGCAGGCACUUCAUGAUGAAGGGAAGCUGUCGAUACGAAAGCAACUGUGCUUUUUACCACCCUGGUGUGAAUGGGCCACCACUGCCCUGAGGCGCUUCUUCUCACCCACCCACUUCCUGGUGCCGUCCAGAUGGGGGCGCACUGAGUGAAGACUGCCUGCCGCCAAACGUGUUUCCACUGGGAGGCGAUGGCUCUUUCUGGACCUACCACUGAUUUCCCAGCAGUCUGUUCAGUGCAUAUAUUACAGCGAUGCUUAAAAUGAACAAAUAAGAGAUGAGAUAAAAGCUUUCUUCUUUAUUUUUUCCUUUUUCAUAUUUUGAUAAAUUCCGUGAGAUCUGUAGUAAAUCUAUUUGCCUGCUGCCAUACCCUUCUCCCCCAGCCAAGGCCCAAAAACCUGAAAUCGUAAUUUCGUAUCUGUGGAAAACACAUCUCCAAAGAGACCUUUGUUUGUUCAUCACUUUUUAAUUUGUUUUCUGCUGUGAUGGCAGAAAAACUAGCAGUCGACAGUUUAUCAUCAACUUACAUAUACUUU